Mobula hypostoma (lesser devil ray) is the source of this 1146-nucleotide messenger RNA. RefSeq names its product cytochrome P450 2K1-like. The record is from RefSeq and is a predicted model, not a curated record. The transcript has 9 exons. Gene Ontology annotation, biological process: xenobiotic metabolic process. NCBI's taxonomy places the organism in Eukaryota, Metazoa, Chordata, Chondrichthyes, Myliobatiformes, Myliobatidae. Bases 1 to 1146 code for a protein of 381 amino acids. Gene Ontology annotation, cellular component: intracellular membrane-bounded organelle; cytoplasm. Gene Ontology annotation, molecular function: heme binding; oxidoreductase activity, acting on paired donors, with incorporation or reduction of molecular oxygen, reduced flavin or flavoprotein as one donor, and incorporation of one atom of oxygen; iron ion binding.
AUGCGCAUCCUUUUGAGUAAUGGGGAAUCCUGGAGGCAAAUGCGAAGGUUCACCAUCUCCACUCUACGGGACUUUGGGAUGGGCAAGAAAACUAUUGAAGGUAAAAUCAUUAAAGAAGCCCAUUACAUGAUAAACGUGUUUGAAUCCCAUAAAGGCCAAGAAUUUAAUCCAACCAUUCAGUUAAAUGCUGCUGUGGGCAAUAUCAUCUGUUCCAUAGUUUUUGGUGAUAGAUUUGAUUAUGAUGACCAAACAUUCAUCAGUUUGAUAAAGAGAAUAAAUGAAAAUGUUCAGCUUGCUGGUUCUUCAAUGGUUCAGCUUUAUAAUUCUUUUCCCAUACUGAGAUUUCUACCCGGUUCACACAAGAAAAUAAGGAAAAAUGAAAUAAUGGUUGGGCAGUUUAUCAAAGACUUCAUAACCAAGAACUACCAGACACUGGAUGCAAAUGAUCCAAGGAGCUUUAUUGAUGUGUUCAUGUUAAAGCAGCAGCAGGAUGAGGAAUCAGGGAACCCAAAUACAUAUUUCCAUAAAAACAACCUGAUAUUCACAGUAGCCGACCUGUUUGCUGCUGGAACGAAGACAACUUUGACCACCCUUCGUUGGGCUAUGCUACUGAUAAUGAAAUAUCCACAGAUUCAGGAAAAAGUCCACGAUGAAAUCACCACCGUGAUUGGUUCAGAGCGGUUUCCCAGAACUGAAGAUUGGAAAAAUUUGCCGUACACCAAUGCAGUGAUCCACGAAAUCCAGAGGUUUGCUAACAUUGUGCCAUUGAAUGUCAUGCACUCAACAACAGAGGACUUGAACUUCAAAGGAUAUUUCUUUCCAAAGGGCACACUAGUGAUCCCUUUGCUAACCUCAGUGCUAUAUGACAAAACUCUAUGGAAAACCCCAGAUGACUUCAACCCUUCCAACUUUCUGGAUGCUGAAGGGAAGUUUGUGAAGAGAGAUGCCUUUACUCCUUUUUCAAUGGAUAAGAAGGCCUGUGCGGGGCAGCCCCUGGCCAGGAUGGAGCUUUUUCUGUUCUUUACCAUCCUGAUACAAAGGUUCAGGUUUCAAGUCCUGCCGAAUGUUACCAAUCUGGAGCUUACAUCAGGUGUGGGCUUCACCUCAUUCCCAAAGUACCAGAACGUGUGUGCAGUCCAUCGCUGA